CUAUCUGCCCUCGUUCUCCUGCCGCCACACCUUGCCCCCCAGCUGAUCCCCCAGCACUUCCAUCACCACAGUGCGCGUCUGAUUGUGGGGGGCCGACUCGGUCGUGCUGACAAUAACACACCGGUCAUCCCCUCGACCCAUAUCUCUCACCAGCCGAAUGACUGCCAUGUGCCCCUCGCUCAUCGCCUCACUGCCCAGCAUCACCAGCCGGCGAUGCCAUCUGUCGUCCCGCUUUUCGUCGAAUACGGCCGCCUCCGCCCCCCACUGCGCCGCAUCGGUGGGAGAGGCCGCCAGCAGCUCACCCACACGGAGGUACGCGGCAGAAGCACAACGGAAAAAGCAGCAGUAGUUGACACGACGGAAAUAGCAGCAGUAUUUGACGCGAAUCAUGGGGUGGCCGUUAGGAAGCCAGCAAAACACUAUGAAACCCACCAUGCACGAGUAGUUGGGGUACGUGUAGUCGGCCAGCUCUGUCGGCGGGUCGGCGGGGUCGAAUGGGGCAUGAAGAAAGAGGGGGCUGGCAGAGGCAAGGAGAGAGGGGAGGCAACGGCCGGGGUAGAGGCAAAGGAUGCCGUUGCCGUCCAUCAGGGGUCUCUGUUGGUAACCAACAGUGACCCCGCAGCUGAGUAUCUUCCACUGGCGGACCGCCUCCGUCUCACUCAUGAAGGCCGCCCGGCUGCCGAAGACGCCGAAGUUGUCAUCCGCCAGCACCAGUGGCCUCUUGCCUCUCAGCAGAUACAGCAUCUCCAGCACUGGUUUCCAUCUGGCCCAAUCGCCGCCCCUCUCGAGCAUGAACAACCGGCGGCUGAGCUGUUCGAUGAGGGCCCUGGUCAGGGCCACCGUGACGGCCGCCCCCUGAGUGAGCUGAGGGAUGGGCACCUCCACCAGCGCGCCAAAGAUGGCGGCCACGACGACGGACAGCCGCCGCUGGAGGAUGGGCAGCAGGACGGCGGGAGUGAAUUGGGUGGUGUGAGCGUCGAUAAGGGCCUCCAGCUGUGAGUAGCUCAU
Molecule: messenger RNA, 1008 nt
Organism: Vitrella brassicaformis
Lineage: Eukaryota; Vitrellaceae
Source: the annotation of a GenBank genome assembly